Molecule: messenger RNA, 1092 nt
Organism: Acomys russatus (golden spiny mouse)
Lineage: Eukaryota; Metazoa; Chordata; Mammalia; Rodentia; Muridae
Product: acyl-CoA desaturase 3
Exons: 5
Coding region: 16-1071 (351 amino acids)
Biological process (GO): unsaturated fatty acid biosynthetic process; response to fatty acid
Cellular component (GO): endoplasmic reticulum membrane
Molecular function (GO): palmitoyl-CoA 9-desaturase activity; stearoyl-CoA 9-desaturase activity; iron ion binding
Source: RefSeq, a predicted model, not a curated record
UGUUUGUCCUUGUAGAUGGCUCCUCUAUAUACAACCACGACCACCACCAUCACAGCACCUCCCUCCGUAAGCCUGCAGAAUGGACGAGAGAGGCUGAAGACCGUGCCUCUCUACCUGGAAGAAGACAUCCGCCCUGAAAUGAAGGAAGAUAUACAUGACCCCAGCUACCAGGAUGAGGAGGGGCCCCCGCCCAAGCUGGAGUACGUCUGGAGGAACAUCAUCCUUAUGGCCCUGCUGCACGUGGGAGCCCUGUAUGGGAUCACGCUGGUUCCCUCCUGCAAGGCCUACACCUUGCUUUGGGCAUUUCUGUACUACAUGAUCAGCAUUAAGGGCAUCACUGCUGGAGUCCAUCGCUUGUGGUGCCACAGAACGUACAAAGCACGGCUGCCACUGCGGGUCUUCCUCAUUAUUGCUAACACUAUGGCUUUCCAGAAUGAUGUGUACGAAUGGGCCCGAGAUCACCGUGCCCACCACAAGUUCUCAGAGACACACGCCGACCCUCACAACUCCCGGCGUGGCUUCUUCUUCUCUCACGUGGGCUGGCUGCUUGUGCGCAAACACCCGGCUGUCAAAGAGAAGGGCGGACAACUGGACAUGUCUGACCUGAAAGCUGAGAAGCUGGUGAUGUUCCAGCGGAGGUACUACAAGCCUGGUGUCCUGCUGUUGUGCUUCAUACUGCCCACAUUGGUGCCCUGGUAUUGCUGGGGAGAAACUUUUCAAAGCAGUUUGUAUGUUGCCACUUUACUGAGAUAUGCCACAGUGCUGAACGGCACCUGGUUGGUGAACAGUGCCGCCCAUCUCUAUGGCUUUCGCCCUUAUGACAAGAACAUCCACCCCCGGGAGAGCGCCCUGGUUUCCUUUGGAGCUCUGGGCGAGGGCUUCCACAACUACCAUCACACCUUCCCCUAUGACUACUCCGCCAGUGAGUACCGCUGGCACGUCAACCUCACCACGUUCUUCAUCGACUGCAUGGCUGCCCUUGGCCUGGCUUAUGACCGGAAGAGAGUGUCCAAGGCCGCCGUGUUAGCCAGGAUUAAAAGAACUGGAGAUGGGAGCCACAAGAGUGGCUGAGUGAGCUAAGUGCGGUGGUGC